Thecamonas trahens ATCC 50062 is the source of this 370-nucleotide messenger RNA. RefSeq lists its product as uncharacterized. The record is from RefSeq and is a predicted model, not a curated record. The coding region runs from base 14 to 370 and encodes 118 amino acids. NCBI's taxonomy places the organism in Eukaryota, Apusomonadida, Apusomonadidae. The transcript has 2 exons.
UCGUCUCCAACCGAUGGCAUCGCUCCCGCAACGGACCGUGCUUGUCAUCCGGGCGCUUGCGUCUCUGGGCAAGCCACAGACGGCCAACAACCUGUUCAAGGUCCUUCCGCGGUCUGUCUUCCCCACCCGGGCCUCCCUGCGCGCUGAGGCGCUUGAGCCCGCCACGGCUAUGGGCCUCACCACCAAGACCCGUAAGGUUCUCCCGCGGGUGCCCAAGCGCCCGCGCAAGAUGCACCGCCGUAACCCUCACUACGUGUACAACCUCAAGCGUGACAACCCCGACGUGGCGGCGGUGCUGGAAAAGUACGCGGCGUCCGAUGCCGCAAAGGCAGCAGCAGCAGAGGCUCCGACUACGAGCACGUCGUCGUAG